Molecule: messenger RNA, 3465 nt
Organism: Oryzias latipes (Japanese medaka)
Lineage: Eukaryota; Metazoa; Chordata; Actinopteri; Beloniformes; Adrianichthyidae
Gene: dnajc16l
Product: DnaJ (Hsp40) homolog, subfamily C, member 16 like
Source: RefSeq, a predicted model, not a curated record
AAAAAGAAAGACCGGAAAUGUGGCUUAACGAAUGCCCAUCAUUUGGAAAGACGAUAUUAAAUUCACCGCAGUCCUGUAAAAUGCAGCAUUUUACACGAACAAUCAAAACCUUAACAUAGCGGACCAUGUAAGGGCUUUGCUUAUCAUAUAAACGUUUGACAAAAUCGCACAUUUCUGCGAAGUGCGACGCGGGAAAGUGGCAAAGAAUGACGGGCUGGAGCACCGGCCGAGUUCCUUGGAAAUGUCAUGUCGUGGUGGCCAUCUUUCUGCUGCUGUUGACUGUAGAUGUCGUAAAGGCAACUUCUGAAUAUGACCCGUAUAAAAUACUAGGUGUCAGCAGGAGCGCCGGUCAAGCAGAGAUCAAACGGGCCUACAAAAAGCUUGUCAGAGAAUGGCACCCAGAUAAGAACAAGGACCCAAAAGCUGAAGACAUGUUCAUCAAGAUUUCCAAGUCCUAUGAGAUUCUGUCCAAUGAAGAACGAAGAGCCAACUUUGACCGCUACGGGCAGAUGGAUGAAAACCAGCCCUUUGGCCAGUCGCAGCAUCAGGGUUUCCAUGGUUUCCACAGGAGUUUCUAUUUUGAUGAGUCCUUUUUCCAUUUUCCCAGGUCUAGAGAUUUUGCAGAUAGCAAGUACAUGCUUCACCAUGCGCAGUUUAACAGUGAAAUCCUGCCUGACAGCUACAAGAGGCCGUACUUGAUUAAAGUGACGUCUGACUGGUGCUUUGCUUGCAUUCACAUUGAGCCCGUUUGGAAAGAGGCCGUGCAGGAGCUGGAACCUCUGGGUGUGGGCAUUGGUGUUGUGGACCUGGGCUACGAGCGCCGCCUGGCUAACCAGCUGGGAGCUUACCGCACUCCCUCCAUCAUCGGGCUGGUGAACGGCAGAGUCACCUUCUUCCACCAGGUCGUGGUACAAGAACACCUGCGACAGUUUGUGGAAGAUCUGCUGCCUCAGAAACUGGUGGAAAAGGUCAACGAUGACAACUACCUAGCUUUUCUUGAAAGCUGGCACGCAGAAAACAAGCCGGGUCUUCUCUUAUUUGACAGAGUCUCUGAUGUUCCACUUCUUUACAAGUUAACAGCGUUCUCCUUCAGAGAUUAUAUGCGGUUUGGGUAUGUGGAGCAGGGCGGCACGCACAUCACUCAGCUCCUGCAGCAGUUCAACAUUAACACCUUCGCUCCCAGCAUGCUGCUCUUCAAGGAGGACACCCAGAAGCCUGCUGACAUCAUCCAGGCCAGAGGGAUGAAGCGACAGAUCAUGAACGAGUUUGUCUCCAACAACAAGUUCCUGCAGGUCCCACGGCUGGUCAGUCAGCAGCUUUUCGAUGAGCUCUGUCCCGUCAAGCAAUUCCACCGGAGGAGGAAAUAUUGUGUUCUGCUCAUCACUGGAGAGGAUGACGCUUUCCUUCCAGGCAAUAAGGCCUUUCUGGACUUUGCUUCGGCCUACAAAAAAGACGUCCUGCGGUUUGCUUAUGUUUAUCAGCGCAAGCAGCAGCCUCUUUGUCAGGCGCUCCUGCAGAACCAGGCUGCCGUUUCACCCCAGGUGGUGAUUCUGGAGAGGAGAAGCCAGGCUGGCAGAGUCCUGUUCCGCUCUGUGAGUGGAGGCUGGAACGGCAGCGAGGAGGACAAACACCGCCUCCACGAACAGCUGGAGCUUCUUCAGAGAGACCCCUCCUACCUGACGACAGACGCCACCUUGCCUGAGCUCAACAAUGAGAUGGCGCCUAUCUUCAUUGUUCAGUGGCUGAGUGCAGUUUUUGACUACAUUCUUCAGAUAUACGAUGGUCUUCUCUACUCAAACUGGCGAGAGAUGAUGCCCAUUCUGUCCUUGAUCUUCUCAGCACUCUUCAUUCUGUUUGGCACAGUCAUCAUUCAAGCUUUCAGUGAGCCAGGUGAGAGCAAACCACAAAACCCAAAGCAGAAGGAGUCUCCCACCACCCAAAAUGAGGAAAAUCCUUCAAGCAGAGCAAGCACCUCUAGCCGCCCUCCUAAGAAGGACUUUGUGGAAGUGACUGAGCUCACAGAUGUGACGUACACCAGCAACCUGGUCAAACUGAAGCCGGGUCACAUCAAUGUUGUGCUGGUGCUCACCAAUGCCUCCAAGAACACUUUGCUCAGGAAAUUUGCCAAAGAGGUUUUCUCUUUUUCAGGCUCUCAGACGCUUCACUUCUCCUUUCUGAACGCUGAUAAGCAUCGCCACUGGAUGGCGUCGCUGCUUCGCUCGGCUUGCUUUAAUCAUCAAAGUGAGAGCCACUCGGACGAUGAAGAUUCUCCAGACUGUGCUGGCUACGUCCUGGCCCUCAACGGUCACAAGAAGUACUUUUGCCUCUUCAGACCCGUCUUCACCGGGGACAACCACAGUGGCUCUUCCUCUGAGACUUCCUUUUCCUCGGACAGCCGGAGACCGUCCAGGUCCAGGUCCAGGUCUAGCUCUCACUCUCGUUCCCGGUCCCAUUCCAGGGAGGAUGGGGCCAAGAAAGGCUACGGUAGGGCCACCAGCAUCGAAGUUCACCACAAGCUUGACCGGCUGGGACUCUGGAUGGAGAGACUGAUGGAGGGAACCUUACCCAGAAUCCAGGUGCCUGUUUGGCCAACAUUAGAUGAAGCAGCUAACACUAAUGCCUCAGCAAGCUGAGAAUGAAGGGAGAAAAGUUUCACUUCACGGUUUUACCUCCUGAAAAGCAAAAAAAACAAAAACUGCAAAUUGAUCUUUUUGGUUUCUCCUCAGUGCUUAUGUUUGUAACUGUAGAUGAACACAGAGCUGCUGAACCCGAUGUUUGUUGUGAAACGCAAAUUCAAAACCAAAUUUUUCCCAACAAUCUAUGGCAUCCAUAUGCAGCACAGCUGAGUCCAGCGUGGCGUCGUUUACAUCUACUUCAGAGUUUUGUGUGCUGACAUCUCUGUUGUCUCUGCAUUCACUGGCAGCACUUUUUUUUUGAAACACACCCUUUGAAAACACAAUUCUAGAGUUGAAGGUUUAUUUUUUUUGAAUCGAUGAUCUUUGAAUGCAGAUUUAGAUGAAUCUGUUUUUUUUGGUGCAUCUUUCAACGGCUGAAUUAAUCUUUAGUUUAACUUUUCAGCAGUAGAGAAAUUGAAAGCACUAUUUGCAUUCUGUCAUUUUAACAAAAUGCUUGGCGUCUAAAAAUGAGCUUUAAAAAAUGGUAGAAUUCAGUGUCAUUUUAGGAACAGAAACUAAAAAUGCCCUGACUAAACAUUAAACUGAAGUGAAUGUUAAUGCAUGGAGGUUAUUGACCUCGGACUCAAAGAAAAUUAGGUACAUUUUUGCUUGUUUCACUGUUGCCUCACUCUUCUUCUCUCAGAAUGAUUUGCUGCUCACAAAAUCCCAUUUGAAGAACCUUUAUGGACAACUACUAUCUUUGUUGGAACUUGAAUUAAAUCUAAGUGCAACUAAAUGUACAAGUCAAGAAAUGCUUUUUAAAACUGUUUAUUUAUUAAAAGAUUCAAAC